AUGGAACAUAGUGGGUCUGCUUCAAAUGCUGAUAAAAUCCACCAGAAUCGCCUGUCGAGUGUUACAGAAGAUGAAGACCAAGACGCUGCUCUCACCAUUGUGACUGUGCUGGACAAAGUCGCCUCCAUUGUGGACAGCGUACAGGCCAGCCAGAAGAGAAUAGAAGAGAGACACAGGGAAAUGGAAAAUGCCAUAAAAUCUGUCCAGAUCGACCUGUUGAAGCUUUCACAGUCGCACAGUAAUACAGGCCACAUCGUUAACAAGUUGUUUGAGAAGACCCGAAAAGUCAGUGCUCACAUUAAAGAUGUGAAGGCCCGGGUGGAGAGACAGCAAGUUCACGUUAAAAAGGUUGAAGUCAAGCAAGAGGAGAUAAUGAAGAAAAACAAAUUCCGAGUGGUCAUAUUCCAGGAGAAGAUUCAGUGUCCAACAUCCUUGUCUAUUAAAGAGAGAAAUCUAACUGAGAACGAGGAGGAGGAGGAUGAGGAUGCCUUCGACCCCCCAAUAGAUCUCUCUUCCGAUGAAGAAUAUUACGUUGAAGAAAGCAGAUCUGCCAGGUUUAGAAAGUCCGGCAAGGAGCGCAUUGAUAAUAUCAGAAAGGCAUUUUCUAAGGAAAACGUGCAGAAGACACGCCAGAAUUUUGACAAGAAAGUGAACAGAAUUAGAACUAGAAUAGUGACCCCGGAGAGGAGAGAGAGGCUGAGGCAGUCAGGAGAGAGGCUGAAGCAGUCGGGAGAGAGGCUGAGGCAGUCGGGGGAACGACUUAAGAAAUCGAUUUCGAAUGCAGCUCCCUCCAAGGAAGCCUUUAAGAUGCGUAGCCUCAGGAAAGCUAAGGACCAAAAUGUUGCUGAAGGUCAGGAGGGUGGAAGGGAGAUGGGGGUGGACAUCAUUGCUAGGAGCGGGUCUCUGGGUCCCAUUGGUGAGCAUUACCCCGAUGAGCUCAGCGACCCCGAACAUGAGGCUGCUGGGGUGGGGUACCCUCCCCGAGAAGGAGGGCAGACCCCCACCCCUGAGCCUUUGAAAGUCACUUUUAAGCCUCAGGUGAAGGUAGAGGAUGACGAAUCUCUUUUGUUAGAUUUAAAGCAGUCAUCAUAAGGAGGAAUUAAGUAUGUCCUAAGUAUAAAUCUCCUCCCUCAUGCAGUUUAAGUUUGAAUAGUGUAGUCAUUUACAUUUCUGUGCCAUAUGGGGAAAGAGAAAUGGUAUGGCUGUUUCAUUUCUUACAUUUAAAAUCUCGAGGAUAAUAUAAAUAUUAUAUA
This is a messenger RNA of Otolemur garnettii (small-eared galago), 1253 nucleotides long. It is a transcript of the gene CAVIN4, whose product is annotated as caveolae associated protein 4. Gene Ontology annotation, biological process: regulation of gene expression. Gene Ontology annotation, cellular component: caveola; cytoplasm. The transcript has 2 exons. The coding region runs from base 1 to 1092 and encodes 363 amino acids. Lineage: Eukaryota; Metazoa; Chordata; Mammalia; Primates; Galagidae. The record is from RefSeq and is a predicted model, not a curated record.